This is a messenger RNA of Cordyceps fumosorosea ARSEF 2679, 2073 nucleotides long. RefSeq names its product Transcription factor. Gene Ontology annotation, biological process: positive regulation of transcription by RNA polymerase II; DNA-templated transcription. Bases 1 to 2073 code for a protein of 690 amino acids. The transcript is spliced from 5 exons. Gene Ontology annotation, molecular function: sequence-specific DNA binding; zinc ion binding; DNA-binding transcription factor activity, RNA polymerase II-specific. Lineage: Eukaryota; Fungi; Ascomycota; Sordariomycetes; Hypocreales; Cordycipitaceae. The record is from RefSeq and is a predicted model, not a curated record.
AUGCCUGCGGAUUGUCUGUCUAGCAGGCGGGCUGGCUCCGAGCGACCGACACGCGGCAAGCUCGCCUGUUUGCGUUGCCAGCGCCGCAAGAUUCGUUGUGACGGCGAUUUACCGACUUGCAAAAACUGCCGCAACGCGGGCGCCGCAUGUACAGAUGGUCUCAGUGCGCGCUUGAAGGAUCUGCCCAGGGCUGAGAUAUCGACCCUCAAGUCUCGCAUCUCAUGGCUCGAGUCCAUCAUUCGACAGAGAUGCCCAGAUGUGGACUUGGAAAACGGACAGUCGCAGCAAGAAAUUGACCCGGCCAUGCUGGACAUGCCGACGCUGGAGCCACAGCCAAGCAUCGUCGCGACUGUAAAUAAUGCGCCUCAGAUAGCCCCAGAGCCUCAGCAACCCCCCCAGCCGAGGCAAGCCUUGGAGCAAGUACUUGGUGGGAAUAGCGCAUCUGCCCACGAGAUUGGCAUGCUGUCGCUCGGUGCCAGCCAAGACUCACGGUACAUUGGCCCGUCCAGUGGUUAUUUUCUCGCCCGAGUCAUGUUGAGCAAGCGUCGUGAUUCCAUCGGCGACUUGGAUACAACAAGGAAUGCCAUUGACGUCCCAGGAGACCUGAUUGAAUCUUGCACCGGUCCUCUCCCCCUGCCGCCGAAGCGGCUCGCCCAGCGAAUGUGCGACGCCUAUUUCGAGUUCGUCCAUCCACAGUACCCCAUCUUGCAUCACCAAACGACGCUAGAUGCCAUGGAUCAUGUAUACGAAAAUGGUAAUGUGGCUCCUGCCAUCUCUUUCCAAGUAUUUAUGGUCCUUGCAAUUGGUGGGACAGCAUUAUCCAUGCGCUCCAAAGCGCGCUUACCCAGCGACUCGUACUGCCUCGCGGCGUUGGAGUCGUUCCCGAGAAUCAAUAUUGAAAACUCAAUACAGGGACUACAGUGCUUGCUACUCCUCUUCAUUUUUGCUCUGCAUAGUCCUUGUACGCGAUUCAACGUGUGGUAUCUCAACUACCAGUGCCUGGCCGGCGUGUUGGACCUUGGGCUGCAGCGGAACAUCACCGUCGAGUCUGGAAUCUCGCUGCUGGAGCAGGAGGUGAGGACCCGCCUCUUUUGGGUGUGUAUUCUUUUGGAUAGAACAGUCUGCACAAUCAUGGGCCGACCGAUCGGGCUUCGCGACGAAGCUUGCGAGCUGCGGUUACCGCAAGGAAUUGAAGACGUCAUGCUUUCCGCGGCUCAGGACUCUACAUCAAACCCGAAACCUCUUGGAAUAUCAUACUCAGUUCACCUGUUUCGCGCGACAAAGAUCAAUUCGGAGAUCAAGUACGUCGCCAACAGCAUUCUCCAGGAAGCUCCGAGAUAUGCGUACCCGCCGCAGACAGAUAUCCACGGAUGGCAAAAGAAUGUGCUGCAGCAGCUUGACGAAUGGCUGGCAGGCAUUCCCUCAGAUAAUCAACACCCGAAUGAAUUUAUGCAGCUCGUCUGUCAGCUGCGCUACCACGGUCUCUGCCUGCUUCUGCUCCGACCGAGCCCGGCAAUUCCGAAGCCCACCUCCGCCUCCCUGAUGCGAUGCUACGAGAGCGCCGUCGAGAGCAUCCGAAUCCUGGACCAGAUGUAUCGCCAGAACCUUCUCAUCCACAACUGGAUCAGCCUGCACGGCCUGGUCCUCGCGGUGCUGACGCUCCUUUACUGCGUCAAGGCGGAGCCUGAGGUGGCGCGGGCGACGCAGCCCGACGUCCUCGCGGCGACGAUCAGCUCGGCGCUUGGUAUUUUAAGCGCUACGGGAGAGCACUGGGUGUCCGCAAAGAAGUGUCGCGACAUCCUCGAGGACCUGGCCCGGUCGACGGCGCAGUGGCUGCAGGGCCAGCAGUCUACACAGGGGCUUUCGCGGUCGAGUCGCAUCCAGGCGCGGGCCCCGGUUGAGCAGGUACAUGGAAGUGGCAGCGAGAGCAUGGAAAUGCCAUUUUUUGACGCUGCGGAGAUGGAUGGCCUGUUUCCGCCUUUUGGGGGCUUGUUCGCGGACGGCGAGUCUGUGAACAUCGACGUCAUGAUGCAGAGUCUAUUCCAGGAUUUCAUUCCGACGAUGCAUAAGUGA